This is a messenger RNA of Panicum hallii, 1512 nucleotides long. RefSeq names its product MAP7 domain-containing protein 1-like. The coding region runs from base 1 to 1512 and encodes 503 amino acids. The record is from RefSeq and is a predicted model, not a curated record. The transcript is spliced from 3 exons. Lineage: Eukaryota; Viridiplantae; Streptophyta; Magnoliopsida; Poales; Poaceae.
AUGACCGGCGAGGCGUUCAGCCCAGAGUCCCUAGUCCUCCCGAGCGGGGUCAAGGCCCUGUGCGAGGACCAGGCGUUGCGGUCCCCCUCUCCAGAUGCCACAAGCACGACUACCAGAGCCGCCUCAGCUGGAGGGUCCGACCCCCAGCCAGUACCAGCAGCAGCCGGACCCAGCAGUCCGGAACCGGAGGCCGCCACACCCCCGAGGCCUGAGCCCAUCCCAGAGGAGGAGGCCGUCGGACCAGCUGCGUUGACCGAGGCGCCUGAAGUAGUAGCAGCACCGGACGCUGAGCUGGAGCCUCCUCCAGCUGUACCAGCAGCAGCAGCACCGGGGGAGGCGAAGCCGGGAGCAGCAGCAGCGCCGGAAGUGGCGGCACCGGAGGUGAUGCUAGAGGCCGCGGCGGCACCGGAGGUGGCAGAAGUCACCAGCACCACCACCCUACCCGCACAGGAGGAGGAGCCGGAGGUGGUGCUGGGGAGGCGUCUUCUUCCAAGUCUAGCAGAGGUCCCACUCCCCCGCCUUUUUGCCAAAAGCCUGCAGGUUCACGAGGAACUGGAGGCAAGGAUCCGGCGGGAGGGGGAGAGGCUGGAGGCAGAACGCCACCGGCUCCUCGACUGGGAGCAGCGCCUGGGGGACCGCAUCAAGUCCGUCACCGCCCGCUACGCCGAUGAGCGCGCCAAACUCGUGCUGGAGCGCGAGCUCCUGCAGGAGCAACUGCAGCAAGCUCUCAACCGGGAGGUGUCCGCGGCCCAACGGGAGAGAGCGGCAGUGCGAUGGGAGGCGGAUGCUCUCAGGUGGGAGAUCACGGCGGAGGAGAAGGUGGAGGCAGCGGCGGAGCGGGAGAAGAUCUCCCUAGAAUUGGCCGAGCAGGCCAAGAGGUUGGUGGAGGUGAACGCGGCGCAGGAGGCCACUCUUGCAAAGCUGGCGGCAGCCGCGGCGAAGAGGGAAGAAGAACUCACUGCCCGCGAAGCAGAGGAGGUGUCCUGGCUCAAGGAACUCCAGGCGCGGGAGGCGGCCGUGGAGGAGGAGCUGUUGGCCGGGACCCAGAGGCUCUGGGAGCACGAAGCAGCCCUCCAGAAGAGGGAGGUGAGGGUGGAGAAGUUCCAGGUGGAGCGGAGCACCAGCAUCGGCCGCAUCAUUAGGUGGGCCGCCGGUGAGGUGAACUCCUCCCUGGAGGCUCUCGGAGCAAACCCCAUCUGUGUGGUGGAGGCUCCUUCAUCGCUGGGCGUCGCCCUCCAGGUGCUAGACGCCACCGCCGAGCGACUACAAGGCCUGGAGUCCGGCAUGCUUGACCUCCUGGAGACAGAAGGGAGGGCAGUUGCCCGGGGGACGGCUGAGUACAUCCUUACCAGCUUCCGGAGCCAUGACCCCGCCAUGAAGCUAACUCCCGUUUUGGUUGGUCCCCUCCGGGCGACGGCGGCCACCGCAAAGGAGGGCAUGCAGGAGGCGGUCGACAUGGUGGUGUCGCGCAUCCGACGUCGGCCCGACACCUCCGGACCACCAGGGCAAUAG